AUGAGUGAUAUUAUAACAGUUAAAGCACCUGUUAACAUAGCUGUUAUUAAAUAUUGGGGCAAACGAGACGAGGAUUUAAUUUUACCGUUAAAUGAUUCCGUUAGUGCUACUUUGGAUACGAGUAUUAUGUGCGCGAAAACAUCGGUCUGUGCAAGACCAGAAUUUAAAGAAAAUGAAAUAUGGUUGAACGGAAAAAAGGAAACAUUUCAGAGUCCGCGACUACAAAAUUGCCUAAAAGAAAUAAAAUCCAGAGCUGCGGCGGAAAACAGCGUCAAUGAAGAUUUUCUACAAUGGAAAGUACGUGUGUGUUCGGAAAAUAAUUUUCCUACUGCCGCAGGAUUGGCGUCUUCCGCAGCUGGAUAUGCAUGCCUUGUGACAGCUCUGGCUAAACUUUAUAAAGUCAAGUCUGAUGUUAGCUCUAUUGCCCGGUUGGGAUCAGGCAGUGCCUGCCGCAGUGUAUAUGGAGGCUUCGUUAGAUGGCAUGCAGGUACUAAUCCAGAUGGUACAGAUUCAGUAGCUUCUCAAAUCGAAGGUUCUGCACACUGGCCCGAAAUGCACGCCUUAAUCCUAGUUGUAGGCGAUACUAAAAAGAAAACUAGUUCCACUACUGGUAUGAGAAUAUCAACACAAACUUCUGAGUUAUUAAAACAUAGAAUUAAGUAUUGUGUGCCACAGAGGACUGACGAGAUUAUUCAGGCAAUCAAACAGAAAGAUUUUCCAAAAUUUGCUGAAAUAACUAUGAAGGACAGCAAUCAGUUUCAUGCAGUGUGUUUGGAUUCCUAUCCACCAUUUGUGUACAUGACAGAUGUAUCUCACCUAAUUGUUGAUUUAAUACACAAGUACAAUGAGCUCUCUGGAAGCACAAAAGUUGCUUACACUUUUGAUGCUGGACCAAAUGCUUGUCUGUACCUCCUUGAGGAAGAGGUACCACAAGUGUUAUCUUUUAUAAGACAUGUAUUCCCUUCCUCUAACCCAGAGCUAUUUGUAACUGGCUUAAAAACAAAUGAAGUUACAUUAAAUCCAGAGUUAAAGAAUAUUUGUGAGCCUCAAGCAAAAGAUUUGAUAAAAUAUGUUAUACAUACUAAAGUUGGAGAAGGACCCACAGAAGUUACAGAUGGAUCACAUCUUUUGAAUGAUACUGGGUUACCAAAGAUUGAAUAA
Messenger RNA from Spodoptera littoralis (African cotton leafworm), 1161 nucleotides. The record is from the annotation of a GenBank genome assembly. Lineage: Eukaryota; Metazoa; Arthropoda; Insecta; Lepidoptera; Noctuidae.